AUGCCUAUGGUACCCAAAGACAUUAUUGAUGAUGGGGAGAACACAGCAGGCCCAUCCCUUCAUCAGGACUCAAUGGUCCUACAUGGCGAUGAGGGUGAAUGUAUGGAGGUGGAACAUCCCACAGCUGGAAAGGCCAUAAGCAUGGGCGAGACUUUACAUCAGAGGUGGAGAAGAGAAUUCAUUGCAGCAGGUGGGGAUGGUGAAGAUGUGGGUGAAGCUUCAGACCCCAAGUUCUUCCCCUUUGCCUCGGAGAUGGAUUGGAGAGUAGCAUGUUGGGCAAUUCAAGAUGGUUAUGGAGAAGCUGGGGCUUUUUUACCAUAA
Messenger RNA from Serpula lacrymans var. lacrymans S7.9, 321 nucleotides. RefSeq lists its product as uncharacterized. The transcript is spliced from 3 exons. The coding region runs from base 1 to 321 and encodes 106 amino acids. Lineage: Eukaryota; Fungi; Basidiomycota; Agaricomycetes; Boletales; Serpulaceae. The record is from RefSeq and is a predicted model, not a curated record.